AUGCAGUCAAACCAGAGGCACCCGACGACUCUUCCUCACCGCAGGGCUCCAGUGCCCAAAUUGAGCCUCGUCACGUCCCUUGCGUCGCGGCCUAGGAGCGAGGUUCCGCACACAACCACCGCUAGCCUUCUGGCCAAGCCACUCAUUUUAUCGGAUCCAAACGCCCAAAGGCCAGAGUUGUACUCGCAGCAGCUACGGGAUCUGGCGAGCACGCCCCCAACGGUGACUGCCACGGCGACCCGCAACGUCAAUGCUUCGUUUUUAGAUGACCCGACGCCAAUUGAACCCGAGAUGGCCGACCAACACGCGUCCAGAGCGCUGCGGGACUCUCACGACCUCUCGCUGUCGCCCCGCAACAUCACUCGGGAUUCCCUCGUGAAUAACAUGCUCUUGUCCCUCGACCAGUUCUCGUUGGGACAGACUACUACUUCCACUUCCGGCGGCUUAUUCGGCGGCAAGGCGCUGACAUACGACGAUCCGAGACCCUGGGCCAACGAUACCACCUUCUCACGCGGGAGGGGUGCCAACACGGGCAGACACCAUUACUCCUAUAGCUCGGACUACGACGACGACUCUACUCGCACCUCUGUCCAGCUGCCCAGGGCUGACGACCGAAACCGAAGUCGACGAAGAAGAAGCAACAGCAGCUCGACCUUCCAGGCACCUUUUCCUACCAUUAACAAUAAUAACAACAACAACAUCAACAACAACAACCCGCGAGACUUCACGCAGCGAACACAAUCAGGGCCUGCGCCGCACGACUACUAUUCUCGACCUCGAGCCGGCACCAAGGGUAGUACCAGCACCAGCGGGAGCAUCGACGCGGGCUACCCCCAAAAUAUCGCCGGGCCAUCGAGCUCGGCUCGCGGUGGCUUCAGGCGAUCAGCGAGCUUUGAUUUCGGUCCUCCGCAGAUGCAGUCGCAGCCAUUGAUGUCCCCGUUCCACCUUGAAUUCCCGAACAAUCCCGUGUCUGACGAUUACGGCGCUGCACCAACGCCCACAAUUCCUGGAGGGCCACGUCGUGUGCCGUCCAACCUGGCUAUCCCUCACGCAUCACCCUAUCCAACCGAAUAUCCGAGCCUCGAACGCAAUCGCAGCCCGGUUCGUUCCGUUAAUAGCUCCUCGGGACGCACCAAACGACCAGUCAACAACCAGUCGGUAGCACCUGCCAUGGCUCUAAGCGACUUUGAUGCCGCUCCGGCACCCAGUGUCAGCUAUGGGAAGUCUAAGGAACAGCAACUUGCUGCCUCGCAGUCUGCUGGAGCGCUUUCACAACCCAAGGAGCGUCCAGGGUUCUUCCGCCGUGUUUUCGGCUCGUCUAAGAAUACCGCUGCUCCCACAGAUACUUCGGCACCGCGUUUGACCAACCAAACUAACAGCCCAGCCCAGCCCCCCAAAGACAUUCAACCAGCACCGCAGUCACAGCCUGUGCUGCAGAAGAAGCCAUCUUCCUUCUUCCGUCGACGCAAGAAGUCCAUUGCUGAUGAAGCUCCACCACUGCCAGGCGAUGUUCCCCCGCUCCCUCCCCUCUCUGCCGAUUUCGAUCGACCAGCUAGUCCUGCUAGCAGCCUGAGACAGAUAAUGAAUCCAUACUUGAAAGAGAGUGCUAUGCCGGCAAAUCCUCUGGGGGAUAUUACCAACAGGGCGGCGACCUCAGCGGUUGAAGACGACGACGAUGACGACAGACCGGAAUUCCAGCGAGACUUUUCCCCUGAUUAUGAACCAAGUCCAAAUGCAAAGAUUAGAGCAGUUCAUAAUUCUGAUUCAGACCAAGAAAAAUCAUCUACCGACAUGGCCAAUCGUCCGAGCAACGGGCUCAAGCAUAGGAACAACUCCUUCUUGGAUCUCGACGGCGGCAGCGACAACGAAGACCUCCCUAUUCAACAAAGGGGAACGAAUUCAUCAGCACUUGAUAAGGAGAACGAUGCAAGAUUAGCCUCUCCUUCCGCAUACAAGAACAGGGAUUCUACCGGCACUAUCCGCGCGAAGAAAUCACCAUAUCUUGAUGAUCAAGAAAAGCCAAACGGCGGCCCUGUUCGCCCCACAGUCACGAUCCCGGCAGACGCACACCGGUCGACAUCCUUCGCUUCAGCAUCGACUGAUGAUGGAGAUUAUAAAACCGCUCCGAGCACAAGCGGGCCCCCAAGUGUUCGUAUCGAAAGAACGAGCGUGUCAAGUCCAAAGGGGCUGGGAACUCUCGACUUCCUUAAAAACCGAGAUUUAGACGAACCCGAGUUCGUCAUUGGCGAGCCAACUGAGGACGACCAACAAAAAGCGCAGCAAAUAUACGACGGAGUUGAAGACUUCAUCCCCAAGGAGAAGGCUGCUUCUUGGAUGGGUGAAGAGGGCCCCAUUCGUCAGCGGACUUUAAAGGCGUACAUUGAGCUGUAUGACUUUACAGACCUGAGCAUACUUAGUGCGCUGCGCAAAGUGUGUGGCCGUUUAAUCUUGCGCGGCGAGACGCAGCAAGUUGAUCGCAUUCUGGUGGCAUUUUCCAAACGGUGGUGCGAUUGCAAUCCCAACCAUGGCUUCAAAGCGACUGAUGUCAUCCACACCAUUUGCUAUUCAAUCAUGUUACUUAACACCGAUCUGCAUAUGGCAGACAUAGAGCAGAAGAUGACUCGCAGCCAAUUUGUGAAGAAUACUUUAACAACAAUCACCCAAGCUGUUGAGGAAUCUGUUCCUGAUGCCUUUGAGCGCCCCAGCAUUUUACCUGACAGGGGUUCCGCGCUUCAUGAGGGAGUGCGGCCGUCAAUUGACCCUCAAGACAAGAGGUCUUUCCGAAACUCAUUCCGCCCUCAGCCUCGCGCCGAAGCUCAGGGUGGAGACGCCAACGACGAAUGCGGACCACUGGUCAAGACAUCCUUCUUUGGUCCGAUGAAGGCUUGGGAAGAGCAAAUAGAGAUAGUUCUGAAGAGCAUUUACAACUCAAUCCGAGACGACAAACUGCCACUCUUUGGGGCAGAGCCAGAAAGGCACCUCAAUACCAUGCCAUCACAAAGUAGUCUUUCUGUCAUGGGUAUGCUGAAGAGGAGCCCCAGUGUUCUCAGCAAGGCGCCCUCUGAGAGUCAAAUGUCAACGCGAGGCCGACUUGCCGACAACAGCCGCAAUCCUGGCUCGCGAUGGGCCUCGAAAAGUCGAUCACGGCCAGGGCUUGGGCGCAAUGGAUUCAACUCGAGCCGAACAAGCUUCGACGACGCAAACUCACUGUGGAGCCCAGCAAUGUCAUCGGCGACUUGGAGUCGCUACUCUCUGGGCCGGACUCAGGGCUCCAUGUCCCAAGAUUCGUUUGGUUCAGCAAUGCCCCGAGGUGAUUACCAGCAAUCUAUUGGGUUUGCAAAUGCUCUCAGCCAGGCCAUCGUACGGGACGAAGAUGCAAAUGGUAAUGAUAGCAUGUCCCUGAUGAGCGCCGAGGUGCCUGCCACUCAACUGCUGGACGAUGAAUCACUAGAACUGGCUGGUCCUCCAUGGAUGAAAGAAGGCAGAGUAAUGCAUAAGCAUCACUUGGAUGGCGUAGGCAAGAGGGCGAAGGAACGAAACUGGACCGAAGUCUUUGCCGUCAUCCAAAGAGGCCAGAUGAGUCUCUUUUCGUUCAACGCGCCCAAAUCAACACGGCAAAAGAGCCGCACAAGGAAUGCAGAAAAGGUCAACGUCCCAGUCGGCGGUGGUAACUGGCAAGAUAAUGCCGUCAGCUUGGGUACGUUUAACUUGCGAUUGACCCUGGCAUCGGCACUCCCGUCUCCAGGUUACUCACGAUCAAGGCCGUACGUGUGGGCGCUGAGCUUGCCCACUGGUGCUGUGCACCUUUUCCAAGUCGGAACUCCUGAAAUUAUCAAGGAGUUUGUGAAUACAGCCAAUUACUGGAGUUCCCGUUUGAGCACACAUCCGCUGAUCGGUGGCAUAAGCAACAUCGAAUAUGGAUGGAGCGAUGCGAUUAUUAAUAACUCGCUCAUUGGGGCUGCUAACGAUAAUGCUUCUAUCAUGAGUGGCGGCCGAAACUCACGCCCAGGCAGCCGUGCCACUCAUGGUCGUCAAUCCAGUGUUCAAAGUGUUACUCUGCCUUCAUCCAGCAUGGAUCAUGGAUCCGGAGCGUUGACCCAGAGCGCCGGACGCGGUAAACUUCCCGGAGAUCGUAUCACCAUUGCCGAGUGGGCGCCGCCGACACAAAGUAUGCGACCAAGCAACUUGCCCGAAACAGAGCAGCUAGAGACAUUAACCGCAUAUGUCAAGAGUAUUGAGGAUGAUUUACAAAACCACAACCAGCUUCGUAGCCCUAUGCUACUUGCUUUUACGCCUAGGGGCAGUAACGCAAAUAAGGCCAUGGCAAACUGGGAGCGCAAGAGCGCAUAUUUACUGAGGGAGAUUGUCAAAUUUAGAACAUACGUGGAUACUCUUCAGCAAUCAGAAAGCAGAAGAAGAGAGAUUCAUAAGGAGCGAGACUUGGCUCGACGGGCGGCUAGAGGCGAGCUUAAUGAAGGCGAUAUGGAUCUCAGCGACGAGGAAGGCGAUGAGACAUUGCGUCCUUGA
Trichoderma asperellum CBS 433.97 is the source of this 4527-nucleotide messenger RNA. RefSeq lists its product as uncharacterized. NCBI's taxonomy places the organism in Eukaryota, Fungi, Ascomycota, Sordariomycetes, Hypocreales, Hypocreaceae. The record is from RefSeq and is a predicted model, not a curated record. Gene Ontology annotation, molecular function: guanyl-nucleotide exchange factor activity. Gene Ontology annotation, biological process: regulation of ARF protein signal transduction.